Molecule: messenger RNA, 11748 nt
Organism: Motacilla alba alba
Lineage: Eukaryota; Metazoa; Chordata; Aves; Passeriformes; Motacillidae
Gene: IPO8
Product: importin 8
Exons: 26
Coding region: 2181-5252 (1023 amino acids)
Biological process (GO): protein import into nucleus
Cellular component (GO): nuclear envelope; cytosol
Molecular function (GO): small GTPase binding
Source: RefSeq, a predicted model, not a curated record
AUGAGUUCUUGCUUACAAGCAGUUACUUUCAUCCUGAAGUUUAUGAGGUCACAUAAAAAUAUUUAAACUUAUUUUUAGACUAACAUAGUCACUGGUAUCUAUGAAGGUUCAUGUUGUACAGAAAGAAGUAUUGGACAUCCAGAAAACCCAGGAAACAGGUAGACUACAAUGCUUGCAACACUGAAAGUACCACUUUAAAUAUAGGUGGUAAGUGGCAAUAAAAUUAAUUUUAGGAAGAUGUUAUGAAACCCUUUAAGGAUAUUCUGUUCUUUAUUGGUGUGUUUUACAUCACUAGCUCUACAGAAGUCCUUCAAUAAAUAAAUUUAGUAACUUUUAAGCUCACCUACCACGGAUGAAUACACAGAAAUGGGAUGAAACAGAACUGCUCUGAAAGAGUCCAUAACAUGGUAAUUUGGGAAAAGGGAAUAGAGAUACCCCACUACAAAGCCUUUAAAGCAAUUUGGAUUUGCUAUGAUAUGGAAUUCAAGAUUUUUUAAGAGGGCAGUUUUCCCUGGACAAUUUAUUACCUUAAUCAAAAUGGGACAGCAACAAAGAAUUACCACAGUUAAUAAUAUAUACACUAACAUUUUACACUAACAUUGUUUUUGUUUGAAUUUUAUGACUACUGAGCAUACUCUCAUCUGCUUUCAAGAAGAAAGGGAAAGGUCAAUGGAAGUGCCUACAAUUUCUUGCUAGAUGCUGUAGAGCUGCAUCCCAGGAGAAAGGAAAGAUAGGGAUCAGGUGUUCUGCAACACUUCAAAAGGUGAUGAAAACCACAAGAGAGCACACCAUCUCCCCGCGCCAGGUAGGUGCAAUGUAUUGUGACAGCUGGAUUCCUUUUUAAUUAGAGGCAAAGUUGCUAAGGGACAUUUUAAAAAUUAUUAGUAAAUCACUAUAGUGCCAGCUGCUUUAACGUUUUGGUUUAUACUGCAAUUACAGUGAACAAAUGACAUAUUGUCCAACUGUAUUAUUAAGACACCUAUGUAAUGGGAUGAUUUUGUAAUUGCUGUUGUGUUUCACUCCUCCUGAGCACAGCAAAUAGUCUUUCUGUUCUUCCGACCAGUUAGUCACACGUCUCUGGUUUGUAUAUAUUAUGUGAAACAUCACCUGCAGAAGUAACCAAAGGAUUUGGCUCACCAAAACCACAUUAGUCAGAGGUUUUUCUGGUCUAUUUACCUGGGAGUUACACCUCUGACAGGCAUCUUUCUUACACCUGCACAGAUGCUUAAAUCUUCCUGUGGUUCACUAGCAUGUUCUAGGAUUUAAGGGGGGAAAUAAUAGGCAAGAGGUGGAGAAUCAGGGUGGGGCAGGUGUUUGAAGUGUUCGAGGUGGUGGUUGUGUAUUCCUGAAACCUCAGGGGUAAGCAUCUCCCCCCCCUCCCCACACACAAACAGCAUUAAGAUAAGCAAACCCUUUUCAGGUUCUACUAAUCUACAUAAUGAUGCGGACAAGUACCACACAGAAACCGGCUCAGAAGCAGAGUGGGAAUUACGAUGUGCGACCCAACUGUGUGCUUUAGUAAACUCCUUGCAGCAAAUAUCUGUCCUCCUGGAUGUUGUCAGUCGUUCUUGUGCAGGGCACAUCCCUGAGGCGCCUGGAAAGGUGUGACCCGCGCCAGUUCUCCUCCAUGGACCUGACCCCAUCACCCCGUUCAGUCUCCGUGCUCUCACUCUUCAUUCUUGUCCGAGCGACUCGCGGGAUAACAAAUACAGAGCGCCCAAGCCUGGCGUGAAAGCUGACAAGCUACUUAGAAAAACAGAGUAAACUAUUAAGAAAGAAAAAUGGGAUUUUAAAAUCCUAAUUUAAAAAUAUUCCGUGCAGGGCGCGGCGGGAUCCGCCCCCGUCGUUCCGUACAGCGACAUGGCCGCCCCCAUGGCGUCCCGGCCCGCACACCCCCACCCCCCGCGAGCCCUCCGGCGGACUCCUGUCCGUACAACAAGAUGGCGGCCACCUCUCGCCGACCCCUUCCCGAAGCCAGAAGGCGGCGCCGCGGCCGUAAAGCAGCGCCCGUUUCCCGAUAUCCAGCUGUCGCAAACCGGUGAAUGGCUGUGGAGAGGGGCCGGGGGGGGUGGGGGACGCGGGCCCGCGCUGGUGGCACGGGGGGGCGGCGGCGCUAGCGGCGGCUCCUCCGCGUCCUGCUGCCCCGGGAAAGCGCUGCCUGCCGGCGGGCGAAGGCCAAGAUGGAUCCUAACAGGAUCAUCCAGGCGCUGAAGGGCACCAUAGACCCCAAGCUGCGCGUCGCCGCCGAGAACGAGCUCAACCAGUCCUAUAAGAUCAUCAACUUUGCUCCAAGUCUGCUGCAAAUCAUAGUAUCCGAUCAAGUUGAAUUUCCGGUGCGUCAAGCAGCUGCCAUUUACCUGAAGAACAUGGUGACCCAGUACUGGCCGGACCGUGAGCCGCCUCCUGGAGAAGCAGUUUUCCCGUUUAAUAUCCAUGAAAAUGAUCGGCAGCAGAUUCGGGAUAACAUUGUAGAAGGAAUAAUUCGUUCUCCUGACUUAGUGAGAGCCCAGCUGACAAUGUGCCUCCGUGCUAUCAUUAAACAUGACUUCCCUGGCCAUUGGACAGCUGUGGUAGACAAGAUAGGAUACUACCUGCAGUCUCCAAACAGUGGGAGCUGGCUUGGGAGCCUCCUGUGCCUCUAUCAGCUGGUGAAGACUUACGAGUACAAAAAGGCAGAGGAACGAGAUCCCCUCAUAGCAGCCAUGCAAAUAUUUUUGCCUCGGAUUCAGCAGCAGAUGAUCCAGCUUCUGCCUGAUAACUCCCAUUACUCUGUACUGCUUCAGAAACAAAUCUUAAAAAUCUUCUAUGCUCUUGUUCAGUAUGCAUUGCCCCUCCAGUUGGUGAAUAACCAGACUAUGACUCAGUGGAUGGAGAUCUUCCGGACCAUCAUUGAUAGAAAUGUACCACUGGAGACUUUGCAAAUUGAUGAAGAUGAUAGACCAGAGCUGGUGUGGUGGAAAUGCAAGAAGUGGGCAUUGCAUAUUGUAGCUCGUCUCUUUGAACGAUAUGGAAGUCCUGGAAAUGUAACUAAAGAAUACUUUGAAUUCUCAGACUUCUUUUUAAAAACCUAUGCUGUGGGCAUACAACAGGUUCUCUUAAGAAUCUUAGACCAGUACAGGCAAAAAGACUAUGUUGCACCACGUGUUCUUCAGCAAACGUUGAAUUAUCUAAACCAAGGGGUGAUUCACUCUAUCACAUGGAAGCAAAUGAAGCCACACAUACAGACUAUAACAGAAGAGGUGAUAUUCUCUCUAAUGUGCUACAAAGAUGAGGAUGAGGAGCUCUGGCAAGAGGAUCCAUAUGAAUAUAUCCGCAUGAAAUUUGAUGUAUUUGAGGACUAUGCAUCCACAACAACAGCAGCACAGAAUCUCCUUUACACUGCUGCAAAGAAGAGAAAAGAGGUAUUACCAAAAAUGAUGGCAUAUUGCUACCAGAUUCUGACAGAGCCGAACAUUGAUCCAAGGAAAAAAGAUGGAGCUUUGCAUGUUAUAGGAUCCCUAGCAGAUAUUUUACUGAAGAAGAGUGUCUUCAAGGAUCAAAUGGAGCUGAUGUUACAGAAUCACGUCUUUCCCUUGUUCAUGUCUAACCUGGGAUACCUUAGAGCUCGAUCCUGUUGGGUACUUCAUUCAUUCAGUGCUUUGAAAUUUCACAAUGAGCUAAACUUGAGGAAUGCAGUAGAGCUGGCAAAGAAGAGCCUGAUUGAUGAUAAGGAGAUGCCUGUCAAAGUAGAAGCAGCCAUAGCCCUUCAGACCUUAAUAAGCAACCAAGAGCAAGCCAAGGAAUAUGUGAAGCCUUAUGUCAGGCCAGUGAUGCAUGAGCUCCUGCACAUUGUCAGGGAGACAGAAAAUGAUGAUCUCACAAAUGUAAUCCAGAAGAUGAUCUAUGAGUACAGCCAGGAAGUCGCUACUAUCGCUGUGGACAUGACCCAGCACCUGGCUGAAAUAUUUGGUAAAGUACUUCAGAGUGAGGAAUAUGAGGAAGUGGAGGACAAAACAGUUAUGGCCAUGGGCAUCUUGCACACAAUUGACACAAUCCUGACAGUUGUGGAAGAUCACAAGGAGAUCACUCAACAACUUGAGAGCAUUUGUUUACAGAUCAUUGGCCUUGUUUUGCAGAAACAUGUUAUAGAGUUUUAUGAAGAAAUUCUGUCCUUGGCCUUCAGCUUAACUUGCCACAUGAUUUCACCUCAGAUGUGGCAGCUUUUAGGCGUUCUGUACGAGGUUUUCCAGCAGGAUUGCUUUGAAUACUUUGCAGAUAUGAUGCCUCUCUUGCAUAAUUAUGUGACCAUUGACACUGAUACUUUACUGUCUAACCCAAAGCAUUUAGAAAUAAUUUACUCUAUGUGUAAAAAGGUACUGACAGGAGAUGCAGGGGAAGAUGCAGAGUGCCAUGCAGCCAAACUCCUAGAAGUGAUUGUUCUUCAGUGCAAAGGACGGGGUAUUGACCAGUGUAUUCCCCUCUUUGUGGAGGCUGUUCUGGAGCGCUUGACUCGAGGAGUUAAAACAAGUGAGCUCCGUACCAUGUGUCUUCAAGUUGCCAUAGCGGCACUCUACUACAAUCCUGACCUACUUUUGCACACCUUGGAGAACAUCAGAUUUCCACACAAUCCUGAGCCCAUCACUGCACAGUUCAUAAACCAGUGGAUGAAUGACACAGACUGUUUUUUUGGACUCCAUGACAGAAAGAUGUGUAUAAUAGGACUGAGCAUCCUAAUGGAAUUGCAGAACCGACCACCUGCAGUGGAUGCUGUGGCUGCCCAGAUUGUUCCUUCAAUCCUCCUCCUCUUCCUGGGCUUAAAACAAGUUUGCGCCUCACGAGAGCUCACAGAACACGAGGAUCAUGCUAAAGAUGAAAAACACUUUGCAGAAGAUAAUGAAGAGAUACCAAGCGAUGAGGAUGAGACAAAUGAAGUGAGCCAGGCAAUGCAAGAGAACCACGGUGGAGGAGGAGGUGGCAGUGCUGGAGGUGGAGAGGAAGAGGAUGAAGACGACGAUGAUGAUGAUGACUGGGAUGAAGAUGCAUUGGAGGAGACUGCUCUUGAAGGGUUCAGCACACCUCUUGACCUUGAAAAUGGUGUUGAUGAAUACCAGUUUUUUACACAAGCACUUCUGACGGUGCAGAGCCGGGAUGCAGCCUGGUACCAUUCUCUGACCGCGCCGUUGAGCGAGGAUCAGAAGAAGCAGCUGCAGGAGAUCUACACAUUAGCAGAGCACCGGAGAACUGCUGCAGGAAGCGUGAGCAGGAUAUCAUGAUUACGUUAUUCCUUGCCUGGAAGUGUGUGUAUUCAGAAGACUAAGACAAUAGAACAGCAAAGUGGCUACACAUUUGACAACAAAGGACUGAUCACAGCAUUUAGUUUUGCUGGAAAUACUCCUGGUGGCAACUGAAGGAUCGGCUACAAAGGUCAAUGGGAAGGGUCUCAUCAUUACAUUUUCUUGAAAUCAUCGUGACUUCUGAGUGAUAGGGGAGGGAAAUUUAAUGCUGCUGAAGGUUUUCUGGGAAAUAGCAGUGUGCUUCCCCCAUCAGAAUGCUCUUUCUAACCAGCUACUGUAAUGUACAAAUUCUUGUGGUGUUUUUAUAAUUUGAUGGACUGAAAGGAAAUGUUCGUCCUUGAGGAACCUGGAUGACCGGGAGGGGCCAGGCUGCAUCUAAUUGAGUUGCACUUCUCAGGUUUUUGCUGUGCAGAAUUGAUAGAUUCAUAUGGAUAACAGUGCCUUCUGUUGUACAUGGAUUGCCUGAACAAAUGGAUUUUGGAGUGCAUUAUAAUUUUUUAAGUGUAAGGACAUUUCUUGAUAUACUGUAAGCCUUGGUUCCAUGUUUUCCAAUCACCUGCUUUUUACUGCUCGGUUUAAUUGUUUGUUGGUUGCAUACAAAUUGCUGGAUUCAGAAUAUUAGCACACCUUCUCUAUUUGGUGCAGACCAAAUGUGUAGAGGGAGAUGUGUGUUGGAGUUGCAGAGCAUACACUGGUUAUGUCAAAGGGUCUUAACAAAAUGGCAGAUUUUCCCUUGAUGCAGUAGUCUUAAAUUAUUUCUCUUAGCCAUGAAUUCAAUUUGCUUGAGUUAGAGUGGCUUGCCUGGCAGGUGGCUACCCUAAAUCCAAAUCAAUAUUAGCUCCUGCCUGGACAAAUGGUGUGGCCCUCUCAUGUGGAUGUUCUACAUGACAGCUUAUUUCUGCUAGUAUUGAUGAAUGUUGGAUUAUACAUGGGAUAAUCUCUUCUGGUUUUUUUUCAUUCAUUACCAUUCCAGUGGUAGUACUGAAUAAUGUGGUACAAAAUAUUUGCAAUAUUUUAUUUAUUUUGAUAGAAGAUGAACAGCUUCAAACUUACUUCUUACUGUUACACCCUGUGAUUGUAUUUCUGGUCUGCACUGCAGUUAGUUGUUUUUGUUCCAUGCUAAAAUUUCUUCUGACAGAUUUUUUUCCUGAAUUUUGAAGACUGGUUUCACCAAUGAAGGUUUAGACUAGAUAUUAGGAAAAAUUCCCUCAUGGAAAGGGUGGUCACACAUUGGGACAGGUUGCCCAGGGAAGUGGGAAGAAUCAACAUCCCUGGAAGUGUUUAAGCAACACAUAGAUGGGGCACUUAGGGACAGGGUUUUGCAGUGAACACAGGGUUAACAGUUGUACUUGAUGACCUUAGAGGUCUUUUCCAACCUAAAGGGUUCUAUAGGACAAGGUGUUUGUGGAGAAGUUCAUUUAGAGAGGAAGUGAUAGCAGUACUAAUUUGAGUAGGUGCCCCUCCUUUAGGUCUACUGGGAUCACAGUGGUGUAGCAAAAAGCAGUAGGGGUGCUUUAGAAUGUGAACUUUGGAUUGGAGAUAAAAUGUUUAGACCAAAUUUUGUCUCUGUGUUAAUUUCUUUAUGAUUUAAAAAUAUUCACCAAUCAAUUUUAAACACAUACUAAUAAUCUGUUUCUUUACAGCAGUGUCCCAAAUAAAAAGUCAAAGCCUUUCCCAUACCCCUUCAAAUUUUCCACAACUACAGUAAAUUACAGACUGCUGGCUCUGUGCAGUGCUGAAGCUUUCAUUUUGUCAUUCUGGGUGAGUCUGAUAAAUCUGAAGCACUCUGUGCCUUGGCUCCUGGAAAAGGCCAGAGGAUCUCUGCCCGUUCCUUCUGGAAUUUUCCUAGCCUGGCAGCUGUGGGGCAGAGUGUUCCCUACGCUUUCCUGUUUCCUGUACCUUUUUGUCAGACUCUAAGGCUGUUUCUGUGCUGCUCCUUCCUCUUUCUUUUUUUUUUUGCCUCCCUUUCCCCAGCAGCUACAGAGUAAAGUUGGCCUGGUUCAUGUAGGUUUUUCACUGAUGCUGCUUAGUUAAUAGCAACAGUGAAAAUGUCUUGUUUUUAGGCCUGUUGUACAUGUGGAAAUGGUGAGAGUUCCAGGGUCUGUACUUCUAAAAAGGAACAGUCUGUUGAGCUGCACCGGACAGGCUCUUUAAGGUCAAGCAGCAGAGGGCCAAGAUAUCCUUUAUUUUGAAUGUCAGGUUAUAAAAAUUACAGGUCACUCCCUAAUUUAGGCCUGGGGGUGUACUGACAGUAAGUAGGAAAGCAAUACAUCCAGUUUGUUGGGGACUUUGUCAGAAACCACAGAAGUUUUGAAAUCAUUCACAAAUUUAAUAAAUGGUUUUUGGAAGUUAAGGGCAUUGGUGACUUCUCUCUUACCUGUCGAUUGAAGUUAGGUAUUAGGCAGGUAAACUGUUUAAGCCCUUUAUUAUUUUAUUAAAAGAAACAAGACUGUCAAGUUAGGUUUCUUUCAACGCCCAUUUGCCUUCUCUAUACUGGCAUGCAGAGUAGAAGAUGGAUUUAUUUUUCUUCUGCUAAUGAGGUUGCUUGCACAGUCACAGGCUAAUAUUUAGGAGUUGAUGUGUUCAAGGUAAAAUCUGCUUUUGCAUAGCAUCAUCUUGGUGUCACUAAGCUGAACUAUGGCUGCUCCCUAGUUCUGCUUCUUGUAUACUUUUCAAAUCAGCUGCCAAGAAAAUUUCAUCCAGAUGUUUCAUACAAGAGUUUAAUCAGCAUUGUGGAGUUGGGACUCUUUGUUGUCUAUUUUGCAUUGGAGUCAGAGAUGUCUGAGGGAAUGGCAUGUAAAAAGGUUAAAUGCCUUUCCCUUCCCAGAAGAUUCAUGAGCAAAUGUUUCUACUGGCAAAAGCAAAUGUUAAUUAUUUUAUUCCUUUUUUUGAAAAGGGUUUUCAUGCAAAAAGAUUUAUUGGGCUCUGGCCUCCACUUUAACAUAUGGUUCUCUUUUAUGAUAAAUACCCAUUUGUACAUGAUCAUAAAUAGGUAAUGGAUUUUAGGUGUUUCUUUCUGAGCUGUGUCCAGCUUUGUACUAUAUUAAAGGGAGAGUAACACAAAUGUGCAUUUACUGUCUCACUUUGAAGCUGAGGUAAUCGUGGAAUAUCAGAUACUAGCACUGCCAACCAAGCCUGAUGUAUUUGCCAUUGGAAGGAUAGAGAAUCAUGAAUGUAUUGCAAAAUAAAACAAAGGCUGAUAACUGGUGACUUAUGUUGCCCCAUGCCCAUAAUCCCAAAGUGUAAAGAUGAUCUGUGUGGGCACUACAGUGGCUUUACAUAGGAAAUUAGUGUUAUGGAGGUUAUAGUCAUAGCAAAUGUGAACUUACAUAAGCUGCUUUUCCAGAUAAAAUUAACUGAUCCUGGGUGUUGAACUGCAUAUGCUGUUUUGUCACUUGUGAAAGGAAAAUAAGAUUCACCACAUGUUUUGGCUGCCUCUUUUUGCUGUCUCUCUUUCAGCAUUGAAGUACAUUGCUUGCUUUCAUUACAAAGCAGAAUCUUUAAUCACAAUGGCCAGCUCCAGGAAGAGUGCAGAAUAUCAAGCUGAGGAAAAGGUUGAAAAAUCCCAAACCUCAACAAUCCCCCCAAACCCACAUGUGCACAAUCUGACUGAAAUGAAUGUACUUAGGGAAUGUUAAGUCAAAAUAUUUAAAAAAUGUCACACAAAAUGAUAUUGUGAGAUUCUUUGCUUUAGGGAAAAAGGCUGCCUGUGGGGUGUGAGGGAGCCAUGAAAUGCUCUGCUUUAGGACAUGCCCUUUGCCUGUGAAGUCCUGGCAGUUUGUGGCUCUGGAUUCCUUCAUACAUUGUAGAGGAGAGAUGGUAGGAAAGUAGAGGACUUUUUUCCUUACUACAAAGCCAGAGUCUGUCUUGAGAUUGUCUUGAGCCAAAGGAAUUGUAGACAACAUGAAUGAUUAACUGUCCUGUUUCCAGAAUGCUUUCCUCUCUUUUUCUUUCCUCCUUUUCUUCGUUUGUCAGCCACAAUGUUAUUGGAUAUUUCAGGGAGUUUUCAAAAGACCUGAAAAGGUAAACCUUAAACAAUUUUUAUAAAAUCUUUUUCUUGAAGCAAUGCAAUUUACCAGUUGCAUUUCUCACUGUAGAACAGUCUCUCAUUUGACAUACACACAUACACAGAACUUCAAAAGCCCCUCACUUGUGCCUGUGGUUUGAUGAGCCUUUCUGUGAUUUACUCAUUAAUAUGGGCACUUUGAAAUCCCCAUACCUUGUACUGAAAUUUGCUCAAAGGAUAGACAAAAAUGCACUAUGUAAUGGAGUACCCAGUCCUCAUUCUGAGAUGUGCCCCAGUCAAUCUUUUGUUAAUAUUUGGCAGUCUGGUGGUCAGUUCCUCAAGGAUCUCUGUUUCUGAUUGAGGACAUUCUUCAAGUCCAAGAGGCUGUCUCUGCAGGUAGGCAGAGAAUUGAUUUUUCCCUCACUGCAGAAAAGCGUACAGCAGGCAUGGCUAUGAACUUCUUGAUCUUAGGAAUGAAAGUAGCAUACCAGGUUUUAACCCAGGUGGGUGGGAUACAGUAGAGAUGCAUGUUCCCAUUGUGUUUAAGGAAGACAGACACUAUUCCAGAUACCAAAAAGUCUCAGCAUAAAACCAUGUUGUAAAGGGGGUGUGUGAAGAGGCCAAGCUGUUUGCUUUGGACACCUCUUCCACUGCUACUACUUUUGUUAAACUAAUCAGGGAAAACCAGUGAAAAAUGAAAGAAAAUUAAAGCAGUGCUUGGGCACUGGACAGGCCAAAACUUUCCUGGCCUGUGGAUCUAUUUCUGAUACUCACGGCAAAUACGCACAGAUACUCUUCAAAUACAAUAUGCAUCAUUUGUAUGGAUGUCAGUACCCUGACUGACAGCCAUGCAUGAGAGGUGAAGACUUAAUGUGAUUUUUCUCUGGCAGAAAUCAGAUGCAUCCCUUUAAAAAGUCUGGAAACUGCUUGCCCUGACUGAUAUGCAAUCACCAACAUGAGACACUCAGUGGGAUUACAGUCUUUCUUAAAGAUGAUCACCAUACCUCCUAAAGGGCUACUGAAAGUGCUCUUUGUCUAGGGAGCUGGGAGAUGAACUACUCUUGGACUAGAAUAGUUUUGGGGAAUACCAAUUCAGAGAGAAUCUGCAGGCAUAUGUGGUUGUGAUGAAUUGAGAAAGGAUCCAUCUAAAUGGAGGGGAUGCUUUUGAUAUGAUCUGAGAUCUGCAGCAUUCCCUACGUUGCCUGGGUCUUCUAGAGCAAUGUCCAAGAACUUUGUCCCAUGCCUGCUUUUGGGAAGAGAGUGUGCUUGGGCAGCCCCAAAUUUGGUGCAGUGCUUUGAUCUUGGGAUCAGAAAACAAUUUUGAUUACAAGUUGUUCAUAACAGAAAAAUGAGGUGGAAGUGGUAUAUUGAUGCCAGAAUUCUCUUUGUGGGCUGUAUAGAGGUUCACAGUUUAAGAGUUUGGCUCUGUUCAUGGUGGGGUAGGAGUUGAAGUUCCAGAUACGUGGAUUUCUCAAAUGUGAAUACAGCAGUGUCAGCUGCAGAAUUCACCUGAGAGAGUGUCGGUCAGGGGCUGCCUGCUGGACCACCUGGAUUAUGUUACAUGAAGUGAAAUGCAAAAACUGUGAAACUACUUGAUAGUUAAAGCUGUUGAGCAACAGAAAUUUUCUUAAAAUGAGAUUUUAUAUUAUUCUCAGUUAUGUUUUAAUUUUCAUGUUUCAUGCCCUUAUACAAAAUGUAAAAGUUUUUGCAUAACAUAGAGGACUAUUAAUUUCUCACAGAACUGUUUACCAUUGAAGGUAUUUAUCUGGGAAUUGGUACUCAUUUUUAGAUAUUUUCAACAUGUUUGUUAGUAAACUUGCACAUAUCCAUCUUUCACCACUUUUUAUGCACAGACAUCUUGGAAAUGAAUUUAACAAAAGGAAGAACAGUGCUUUGAAAGAAGAUUAUGCAUAAGCAGGUUAUUUUUAGAAAACAGAAGAACUGUGGCUUCUGAAGAAAAUAUGAAACCGUAAAUAUUUAUACAAAAGUGCAUGAGGUAAAGAAAUUAAUGUAAGACAAUAUAAGCAAGACAUGUUCUUUGAUCACAGCUGUAAUGUUUAUUUUUCAUUGCCAAACAAUGUGUGACACUUACUUUUGAUUGCAUGUGCUGUUGGAAUAAUGCCUAAUAUAAAUCACAUGAAAUGUUUUGAGGGCUCAAAAAGAGACCAAAGAGGCCAUGCACAUUUUUGAUACUAAAAGCAAGGAGAUGAGCCCAGGACUGCUGUGACUGGAGUGGGCCUGCUAUGUGCUACAUUAGCAGAUUGAAUUGCAGGAUCAUCACCUUUGUAAAAAGCCUGAAAUACUAAAGUGUGGGUUGGCUUUGAGGGCAAGAACUGACAAAUGCAAAGCAUGCAUUGAUGACAAGAAGAACCUCUUCCUAGCUUAAAGAAUUCUGUACAGUGUUCUCUUAAGCUGUGCUGAAUUUGCUUUAAAAACAGUAAUAAAUCUUAUUGCUUAGGUCGAAUGUUA